Messenger RNA from Antrostomus carolinensis (chuck-will's-widow), 1110 nucleotides. Its product is annotated as 5'-3' exoribonuclease 1-like. The transcript has 3 exons. NCBI's taxonomy places the organism in Eukaryota, Metazoa, Chordata, Aves, Caprimulgiformes, Caprimulgidae. The record is from RefSeq and is a predicted model, not a curated record. The coding region runs from base 147 to 581 and encodes 144 amino acids.
CUCCAUUUCCUUCUCCAUAGAGUUCUAUAGGAGUAAACUUCCCUUUGCCUCCACCUCCACCAGUGUUUCCAAAUUAUCAACCACUGGGAGUUCCUGUACCACCUGGAUCUGUUCCUCCAGUAUUUGCACAACCCCCUGCUAAUAUAAUGCCUCCAUCAUCUCACAUGUUUGGUCCAGUGUCCUGGGGAACUCCAGUGCCUAAACAUUAUUAUCCUGGCUCCUAUCCGGGAAAUGUGUCUCUUGCAGGAACUAUACCAGUUGGUUCCCACAACCAGUUUAUACCUCUGCAGGUAACUAAAAAAAGGGCUGCUAGCAAGAAAAACUUUGAGCUCAAGGAGUUUCAGAGUUCCCCUCAAGCUGCAUCACUAAAGAAUGAACAGCCAGUGUCUUCUGACCACAAUCAGCAAGAUAGUUCUUCAGCUCCUUUAAAAUCUCCUCAAGCUGCUCAAUCCACUGUUUCAUUUCAAGACAAUGUGGCUACUCCAAGCGUUCCUCAUAACAAAUCAGCACCAAACACUUCCAGCAAGCGAAAGCCGAGAAAGCUGGCUGUCAAUUUUGGCGCACCAAAAUCUUCAGAAUAAAUAUGGUAGCCAGGUGUAUUUUACCUUUAACUCUUCCCCCACUGUUAUGUUCUAUCUUUUAAAAAAAUCAGAAAGCUCUAUUAAAAAGACCAGCCACUUUAAGUGUUAUGAAAUACAUUUUAUUUGCUAUGAUUUUCAGGUUGUAAUGAAAACUAUAAAAAUUAUGUUAAAACUUAAUUAUUUUGACUUAAAAUAGCAAAAGCCAGGAAAUACUGAGUUAAGGUGAUCAUGCCAUCCAUUGUGCCUAGGUUUCUAAACAGUGGCUUACAGUCCAUACUGGGUAAGCAGCAAUAACAGUGGCAACCUUAAUUCAGAAUUGCCCUGCUUUUUGGGAGGGAUAUGGAGCGGUAAUAAGUUGGGCAUCUAACAUUGCUUAGUAUGACAUUUUGCAUUCUAGCUUAUUUUUAAAUAGUGUAAUAAGACAGAAAGGAAAAAUUAUUUACAUGCAGCUUUUAUAUUGGCUCUCCAUGUCCUUCUGAGUUGCAUCACUAUGACUAAAGCCUAACUACAGUGGAACUGACAAAUUUAA